AUGUCGGUCAAAAUUAAGAAAUCAGUCGCUAGGUUUCUAAACCAUCAAGUUGCUCAUAGAAUUAAACUCUUAGAAUCAGCCCUGCUCGAAAUCCAUGAUCUUGAUAACCGCAUGAAGAUGGAACUAUUGGCUUUGAACACCCUUGCGAAUCCAAACGAUGACGAAUUUUGUGAAGAGGAUUGUAUGACAUAUAUCUCUGCAGAAGACGAAUUAUUAAAAAGCCAUGAGAAUUUUGAGGAUUCCAACUGUGAUGUUAAAUAUGAGUUGGUGGAUUUAAACGAUGAUGUUACAGCUUAUGAAGCAUCAAUUAAUAAAGUCGACGAACAAAUUCAAUCAAUCGACGUCCACCAAUCACACUCUUGUUUUACUAAGGGUCGAAAUAUAUCUACACUGAAAACAUUCGAUUUUCUUACUGGUCUUAUUAAUGAUCGAUCGUUAGAGCUGACUUCUUGUUUACCUGUUGAUAUUGAUCAUUGUUCAGAGUAG
Schistosoma margrebowiei is the source of this 486-nucleotide messenger RNA. NCBI's taxonomy places the organism in Eukaryota, Metazoa, Platyhelminthes, Trematoda, Strigeidida, Schistosomatidae. The record is from the annotation of a GenBank genome assembly.